Molecule: messenger RNA, 4265 nt
Organism: Oldenlandia corymbosa var. corymbosa
Lineage: Eukaryota; Viridiplantae; Streptophyta; Magnoliopsida; Gentianales; Rubiaceae
Source: the annotation of a GenBank genome assembly
AAGGAGUAUCAUUUUUGUUAAUAUGAAAUCAUUAUUUUGGGAGGGAAUGAGUAUUCAAAGAAAAGCCACAGCAGACAUUCUGCAAAUGUUAAAAGUGAAAUGCUUUUACCGAAGACCUCAGUUACAGUACAAGAACGUCAACCAUGGAACAAAUGAUACUGUUUAACAGAAGUGUACUAACACAAUGUUACAUUUUGCCAUUGACAUGGAAAUUGGCAAGUUCAAAAAGAUCCUAAGGCUAUUCCUUUGGAGCAGGCAUCAAUCGAAGCCGUUCCUCUGGGGCUUGGUUUCCAUGAGAUGAUGACCUUUCCUCAGCCAGAAGAGACUGCAGAUCACUACCAUUCGCCAAACUAUUGAACUCGACAGCUUUGGAAGGCAUUGUGGGAUAUCGCCGUUGACAGAAUGUCAUUAAUCGUUUAACGGAUUGCAAAUACUUGCGAGUUGUUUCAUCAUUCAUAAUAUGGGCCACACUAUUGGUAUAAAUCUUCUCACGUGCUGAACGUUCAUGGAUACCAACCAUAGUAACACCAAUAGGCCAGGGUGCAUUUCCAAUAGCCAUCUUAAUGUAGUGAUCCAUUGCAGCUAAGUAGUCUCGCUUCAUACAGCAGUCAACAACCAACAUCAAAGCUUGUCGAAUAUCAUCAGGAAGAACCUAUAUCCAUAAAUAGAUGAAAGAAAGCCGUGUCAGGACGAACCCAUAACCACUAACAGACACAUGGAAAACAGUGUCAAUAAAACAUAAAACAAGCAUGCCAUUAAAAGGCCACAUGCCAUUAACAAGCAUUGCUUUUCUGUGACCAAUCCAAAAAAAAAACCACAAAACCAAGAAGUGAUGAGCAUUGACAUAAACAGAAAAGAGAGAGUUUUGGCAUAACGGUGAAAUUAGUUUUUGGGUGUCUGCAGCAAAUGGCAAAAUAACUAAAAAAAACUUGGACCAAAAACGUAGCAUUCAGUACGCGCUGUCAAGUUUACUCGUAACUCAACAUAAUUUCUCAAAUGAAGCAUGAUAAGGAGAAAUCAACACAACCAACAUAAAUAAUGGUAACGUAGACUAUGUAGAGGCAAUCACACAGUUUCUAAUCAAUUUCCUCUAGAGUAAUAGUUACCAGGAGUCACGAUCCAGCUAUGCAAAGCAUGUAAGUAGUCAUACUAUCAGGACAACAAGUAAUCAAGAAAGCAAAUUCACAUCAGCUUGUGCACUUCCUAGUACAAUUUAUAGCUUAUAACAGCCAUAAAGGAUAAAGACUAUCAGCAGUAGAUCUGCAUUACAAAAAAUUUCAUAAACUACACCUAAAUAGCUAGGAUCGCAAAAAAAGCUUACUAAUCUCCCUUCAAAGUCCCAAGUAGGGCAUUUGUUCCUACAAUCUAAUUAAACACACAGUCUUCCUCAAUCUUGGGGAAGAAACAAGCAAUCCUAUCGUCACUUAAACAUCAAAAGGCUACAACGAGCAAUCAUUUCAAAUUAAAAGAAGAAGAAAGUUCCUCCAUUCCCAUGAACCACCAUAAAAACUAGGGAUUCAAGGUACAAUGGUCAGGGAAAGAUAAACAAGACAAGCAAAGGAGUGACAGAUACCUUCUUUCUGCAGAACUUGAACAAAGGAUGCAAGUACCGAGCACACUGCUUAAAAGUGGCAACCAUGGAUUUCCCCUUAGCAGUCCUCUUCUCAACAUCAGUCAUCUCAUCAAGCUCCUGAUUCCACUCAUUCAACAACUUCUUGAAAAACACCAGAAUCUUAUCCUCUUCGCACAGCUCUUCGAAAUUCGUUUUCAUCCUCUUCAAAUCCUUAUCAUGGUCUACCCCAGAAGAAGCUCCAUCCCCACUCAAAUCAUCAUCAUCGCCACUUCCUUCCUUAUCCUCAUUGGCUUCCUCCUUCGCCUUCCUUUUUCUAUCACUCAUAAUUCCCGUCUUCUGACGCUUCUUUAAUUCCACAAUGUCACGCAGGAAAUCGUUGGUCUGCCCCUCCGUCAUAUCGCUAUCAUCAACUUCAAAGAGACCUGCUUUCAGCACGAACCUCAACCGAUCGAGCCGCGCCUCAUCAUCUUCCCCGAAGAGGGUUAUAGGCUGUUUGAGAAAACGGAGUCGGCGGAUAACCUCCUGUUUCGGCAGAUUCAGCCCGUCGAUUUUCUGCUCAUCCGUUAGGGUUUUGGAGGACGAGGAAGCUGAUUCAAUUUUAGAUUUGGAAGCAUCGGACUUGGAGUUUGAGGUUGAAUUAGAGCCAUCACUCUGCUCCUUGAGUUGUUUCUGGCGAAGGGCUUUAGCCUCAGCUUCCCGCUUCUCUUCCUCCCGUAAUUUCUGAAGACGUUUCUGUUCGAUUUCGGAACGCUUGAAGAACUUCUUCCCUCCGGUUUCUUCGGCUAAACUUUGACGUUUCUUCAAUAAUUCUUGCUUCAGUAUGUCCAUGAUUUCCCGAAAUCAGCUUCUAAACUCAAAAAUCAACACCAAUGAAGACGAAGGAUACAGCUAAUACCCAACGGAAAACCUAGAUUUACAACGGCGCCGCCCUUCUUUGUCCUUCGCGACGGACGGCAGCGCGGUAAGGAAAAGUCUAGAAAUACCCAGUUUACUCACUAAAUUAUUAUGGUACUACACCAUACGGCGUCGUCUCUUUAUAAUAGCCUAAAAGGGGCAAAUAAACCGGCUUACAAUUGAGGUCCUUUCAAAACUGUAAAUAAAUCACAACAAUUUCUCUUCCUUCCCUAAUCGGACCUUAUUUUAACUAUUCAGUGCACCGGCGGACGACACCGGCGAGAGCAAAUUAAAGAGAAUAAACAGCCAACAGAGAUGACUACAAUCAGAAGAUUUUGCUGCAACGAUUUACUUCGUUUCGCCUCCGUGAAUCUUGACCAUCUAACUGAAACCUUCAACAUGUCGUUCUACAUGACGUACCUUGCAAGGUGGCCGGACUAUUUUCACGUGGCAGAGGCUCCUGGGAACCGAAUCAUGGGAUACAUUAUGGGGAAAGUUGAAGGUCAGGGCGAAUCAUGGCAUGGUCAUGUCACAGCAGUGACUGUGGCUCCUGAAUAUCGCAGGCAACAAUUGGCCAAGAAACUUAUGAACUUAUUGGAGGAGAUUAGUGAUAAGAUAGACAAGGGUUACUUUGUGGACCUUUUCGUAAGAGCGUCAAAUACACCAGCCAUAAAGAUGUAUGAGAAGCUUGGCUAUGUAAUAUACAGACGGGUGUUGCGUUAUUACUCAGGGGAGGAGGAUGGCUUAGGUGGGUACUUCCAUUCCAUCUAAAAUAAGGUGCCUAAUAGAGUUUUUACGCCAAGUUGAUAUUACCACUAAUUUGUUUGUGCUUUUUCAAUUUCAGAUAUGAGAAAAGCUUUAUCCCGAGAUGUAGAAAAGAAGUCUAUCAUCCCCUUGAAACGGCCUAUAACUCCAGAUGAGUUGGAGUAUGACUAGAUUUUAAACUUCGUUUGAUGAACACGAGAUGCUUUGGCAUGGUUUUGUUUUAGGACAUGAUAAUUAUCUUGGUUUUUAGUUAGGGCAUAUAGCCACAAUAUAUGGAAGUUGUGCACGUUUGAAGAAGCAGUUCUCAAUUGUUACCAGUUUGAAAACUUUGAACCCUGACAUUCGCACCAUUGUUUUCUGGAUUGUGAACUUUGGACCUUUGAUGCAUAUUGUGUGUUUUACUGUUUUUCACUAUAAUUAGUAAUAGUUGGGCGGUGAGUGACUAUUACUUAUUAGUCGCCCAUGAUCUGUUGCCAUGCAGAAAAAAGGUGGCCUAAGCCUGACUAUGGUUUUAGAACUUAUGGCCCUCUUUAGCUCUUUAUAUAAUUAACUUAAAGCCUGCAGAAUGGCUAGUGCAUGAAGUUUUGAGUGAUCCGUCAUUUCUGCGAUCCUUUUGGUUUAUUAGGUGUCACCGACUAAUGCAGGAAUUAUUUCGACUGUAAAGUAUUGAACCAUUGGUAGUGUUACAAAUUCUGUCCCACAUGAGAGGGUGCAACACGAUCAAAUGCUAGCUAAUGUAAAGAUACACUUGGGCCUAUUCACUCAGAGACGAUUGAUUUUGACCUGGAUUCUCAAGUUUCUAAUAGGCGGCUAGUCUUUAAUCGUGUAGGUUUUCCAAAGUGGGGCAAAUCUAUAACAGGUUGCGCUGGUACUUAUCAACAUAGGGGGUCAGGCCUCAGGGGUUUCUUAACAAAAGCAAACUGGGAAAUAUCUUCUCUCCACUGAGUAAAACUGGAGAGAGUAACUUUCAUAUAUGCAAUCAGAUAUAGAUUGGUUAAGAAUUCGGACAGUGGGGACUGGGUGGAUCAUGGGC